UUUCAAACUACUUUAAAUUGGACAACGCUGCGGUCAGGUUUGCCCUUUGACCGACACUACAUCGAGCCUGUGUGCCGCUUGAGAGCCUCGAUAGCAUUGAUGCGUGCGCCAACCCCACAAUUGUCCCUCACAUCUUCCGUACCUUCGAGCAGGAAACAUGCGUUCAAGAAAAGAAAACUCAGCUAUAUUCAAUCGUCCACGCGCCACGACACAGGCUCGUGUCCCUCGAAGGCAGACCAAUCUACAACACCAAACGUACACAAAACCUCGACUUUGUCAUGCUCUUCAUGCCACCGUGUGUUAUCUGCAUCGAUGAGGUCUGGUGCAGGUGCAGGGGCAGGCGUAACUUGUGCAAGGUGUGGAUCAGCUGUAUGUGCUGUAUGUUCUCGCACAUGCUCCUCGAUGUUACGACAAUCCUCGUUCCCGCCAACGCCGGCAUUAACACGCUGUCCCUCUCUGUCAGGGUCGCCAUCACCGUCGCCUUCCGGAUCUCCCAAACGAGCCGCAUUGAGCCUAAAUAUCUCUACCAUGAACUGUAAUAUACUCCUCUCUCCAUCUUCCGGCAAGCGGAAGAAGCCUUCAGACAAGGAUGACGUCGAUGUAGACCAUCCUUCGAAAUAUCGAGGCACGCUUUUCGGCCCAGACGAUGGAGCUCUUCUUGUUCCUGGAUGUGGUCGACCUAUCUGCAGAACGUGCUGCGUGGAGAGUGUUCAGAACGAUGGGACUCUUUGUGUAGACUGUUAUGCCGUUGUUGGAAACGUGCUCUAGAACGAGGAACAAUCUAAUCAUGAGGAGCCUCUCAUGCUUUCCGGAGGACCUUUCGAGCCUACCGACAUAAUUUGCAUUGUCAAUGCUUUGCUUGCUUUCUUUGUUACUCAGAUUAUUACAAGCCACGGUGAUUCAUCAUAUUGUAUACUAUGCAUUCACUACCCUAUGUUCACAGCAUUUAUUACUUGAUGGAGCACGGAGACAUUUGGCGAAGCUUUGUGGUGUAGCACUGUUUAAUUGCGAGUUUAAUUGGUCUUACUUCAUUAUCCUGGAAACGGGCACGGUAGAUUGGAGAUGACGCAUGAAUGGAAUGUUGGCGUGCGGUGGAACGCAGAGUCCGU
Suillus subalutaceus is the source of this 1109-nucleotide messenger RNA. RefSeq lists its product as uncharacterized. The transcript is spliced from 3 exons. The record is from RefSeq and is a predicted model, not a curated record. Bases 100 to 768 code for a protein of 222 amino acids. NCBI's taxonomy places the organism in Eukaryota, Fungi, Basidiomycota, Agaricomycetes, Boletales, Suillaceae.